Molecule: messenger RNA, 5073 nt
Organism: Galendromus occidentalis (western predatory mite)
Lineage: Eukaryota; Metazoa; Arthropoda; Arachnida; Mesostigmata; Phytoseiidae
Product: E3 ubiquitin-protein ligase HECW2
Exons: 14
Coding region: 1-5073 (1690 amino acids)
Biological process (GO): regulation of dendrite morphogenesis; protein ubiquitination; ubiquitin-dependent protein catabolic process
Cellular component (GO): cytoplasm
Molecular function (GO): protein binding; ubiquitin protein ligase activity
Source: RefSeq, a predicted model, not a curated record
AUGAGAUUGAAGCUGCUUUCGCGAUCGAGUCUUGUCGUGUCGUGUGAUGAGUUCGUUCUGGGCCAGAAAGAGCCCCUUUUACUGACCUGGGAUAUCAAAGAAGAAGUGCACCAGACGGACUGGAUAGGACUCUAUAGGACGGACGAAACCGACCCUCAGAAAUAUUUGGACAAGAAGGAGAUCAACAAAGGAGCUUCAGGGAAACAACGUCACUUAACAUGCCGAGGAGGUGUACUGUGGCCUCUGGGCGAGAAUGUGUUCACUUGUGAAGAUCAACAGGUUGUGGCUGCCUGUUUCCGCUAUUAUCAUGGCCCAUCUGCAGUAUGUCGCGCCGUUUCACCUGUAGUGCAAAUUUGUAAAACCAGUCAGGCUCAACAAGAGAUCCUGAUGGGCUACUCGAAUCAGCAAUUUCCGCAGGAAAUGCUCCGCUUCACAGUCACCAAUCUCCAUGCGCAGAAUCUCAAACGCGGAAUAUUCUUCAGUCCCGACCCCUAUACCAAAAUGACCAUCCAGCCCGGGAACGGCGAGGGCGUUCUACUGCUCCCGCAUCACGGGCAGGUCUGCCGAACCACGGCGGCCGAGAGCACGGUCAACCCUCGAUGGACUCGGCUCCAAUUCGAAUUUAUCGCCUAUCCGACGGACGUACUCGAGUUUGAAAUCAAGGACAAGUUCUCGAGACCGCGACCGCUAAUGUCUCGCUUUCUCGGGAAACUCCGAGUUUCGAUCCAGGAACUAAUUGGCCAAUGCGGUCCGAACAAUGUCGCCGAGCUGAGCUAUCCGCUGCUCAGCCGGAAUCCGUCGGACAACCCGAUAAGCGGGAAUCUUUUGUUCAGCUUUUUCUUGGAGACAGUUGGCGCUGUCGAUCCCUGGCUGCAUAUCCGCCAAGUUCAAAACCCGAUUCUGGCCGACGGGGCUGGAUCCAUGGGCGGCUCAAUGUCGACGACGAGUUCCAGCAACUCGCUCAGUAGUCACAAUCCACCUCCGCCGCCAGCGCCGGAGUCCCCACCAAAGAAGAGCAGCUAUCUUGCGCUCCAGCGUCGAGCUCUAACCUCGGACCAGCCCCCGUCGAUCCAGCAGGCCCAAACGCAGCAACAGAAGCUCGAAACGCAGCCACCCGCUCAUUCGAAGCAAUCGACACAGAGCUGUUCUCAGAGAGCGCUGACGACCGAAGACGACGAUGAGAGCACCACAGAAAGUGGAGCUUCGGAAGGAGUUGGGGACGAGACGGCCCCGCCCCCACCCCUGCCUCCGAAGCGGAAUCAUCAUAAGCCCCUCGAAAGGUCGAAUGCCUCUAAUCCCAUUUGCGAGGGCGGACAAUCCGUUAGCCCUCAAGCCAACGGUGAUGCCGGAUCGUCUGCCCAGCCACUGACCAACUACUGUGAUAGUUCUAUGAGCGAGGACGAGGACAGGGACGAGAUGCUUGCCGGGAACGACACCGAAGAAAUUUAUCCGAACGACGAGACGGCUCCCCCCGGAAUAGAUGACGAAGACGAUUUCCCUCAAGAUCAACAGACCUUGGACAUUUCCCGUCUAUCCCUGGAGCAAGUCUCGCCGCGGAGACCGAGCUCCAGCAGCAUCGCUUCCAACCACACGGGCGGUUCCAACUCCGAGGAAACAGUAUUAAGCGGGACGGCGCCGUUAGAAAUUCCAGUCAAUCAUGAACUGCUGCAAUCGGAUUCCAUGAGUCAGUCGCUCGCGGAAGCCAACCCGAUUUUCGAGGUCAGCAUAACGUCGACUCUACCCGGAACCCUCGCAUCUGGCCAUCGUUCGGGACUGUCAGCCAACAAUCGGGAUGAUUCGUCGAGCUCGUCGUCUACCAGCUGCUCGCAGACCAUGAGUGAUGAACCCACAACGACAGAGGAAGGUGACAGCGAUUCUUCGGAGGACUCCGAAGACGACGACGACGACGAAGAGCGCGAGGACGAUGACGAAGGUGUUGGAGAAAAUAGUCGGCAAGAGAUCAUCGGAGACUUGGCCUCUGAGGAAGGCCUCUCGCAACAGGAUUGCGCUUCGAUGGACACGGUGAACGGCGCCGCCGACGGUCUUGAAGCAGCUCCCAGCUGUCCGGUUCGAACGGAGAGACUGAGGAGAGACGAAGACGGUGAGGACGACAUCGAUUCGGCAACAAACUUGAACGAAAAUCACACUUCGUCUCGAACUGCAGUUAGGAGAAUGCACGGUCGCAAUGUGGUCACGAGAUUGCCAUCGAUACCGGAAAGAACCGUCCGGUACCAACGAGUUGACGUCGACGACCCCCUGCCGACCAAUUGGGAAGCCCGAAGAGAUGCCCACGGUCGGAUUUUCUACAUCGAUCACCUCAACCGAACGACGACCUGGACGCGGCCCGGGCCGCCGACCAUCGCCGGUCAGACCGCCCAGCAGGCGAUGUCGGCGGCGACGUUGUCCACGGAACAACUGCAAAGACAGCAGUUGGACAGACGCUACCAGAGCAUUAGGAGAACGAUGAGCAUGAAUCGUCAAUAUCGCGGUCUCGUGAUGCGGGACGGCACGAACAACGAUUCGCAGCCCCCGCCGCCUCCACCCCCGUCACAGCAGUCGCCAUCGCACCCGCAGCAGCCUGCCCACCAUCAGAGUAAUCGCCAUCAUCAUUCGCAUCACCAUCACUCGCAUCCUCAUCAUCAUCAUCAUCAAGCGUCGAGCGUCGCGGCCUCGAUACUUCCACAGCCGAAUCUCACGAUUCAAAACGGGAUAAUAAAUAUACAAACAACGCCAACACCUCCGUCGGUGAUGCUCUCCCCAGGGAGAAGUUCCCCCCCUCCCCCAGCACCUCCUCUCACCACGAGCCCAUCAUCAUUGUCAACGGGGGUCGCCGGUUCCGCGCAUCAUCAAGCCACAGGCGGAGUGGCAGCCAGUACUUCUCCAGAGAAUUGUUUGCUGGAUAGCGGAUUCGUAGGCAGUCCUCUCAGCGAACUGCCUGGAAUUCCUGCUUCAACGACAGCCGCUGCCACGGUAGCCGGUGCUGCGGUUGCCGUCGCUAAUCAGCAGCAGAAACAGCAAGCCUCGCAAGCGCAAAGCGUUGCGCCUGCCGGAGCUUCGAAGUACCUGAGGCUCCCCGCGGUCCGAUUCCUGACCCGCUCAGACUUCUUCAAUGUACUCCACAUGAACGAUGAGGCGCUGUCGCAGUACAACCGCUCGUCGAGUCUGAAGCACAUGAUCAGCAAGAUCCGGAGGGACGCCCCGAACUUCGAGAAAUAUCAACACAAUAGAGAUCUCGUCGCGCUUCUCAAUCGCUUCGCUGAUAAAGCAAAGGAGCUUCCCGCAGGCUGGGAGACCAAGCUUGACCGCAGUGGAAAGCAAUUCUUCAUUGAUCACACAACUCGUACGACGACUUUCAUAGACCCUCGGUUGCCCCUCGACGUACCUUAUCUGAAUCCCAACAAGCUCGUUGUUCCUUUGGCUGCUCGCAGAGCCCGCAACGAAACGGUGUCUCAGGCCGGCGUCAGCCACACUCCGAGCGACGAAGGUGAUGGACUUGGGAUGUCACGGCCGAGGCCUACGCCGUCCCCGCAACCGGUACCUCCUCCGCGGCCUCCACAGGCAGCUGCGUCGACUGCUCCUUCCGCCCCUGUCGCGACUGUACCUCUCGCACCUACUGCGUACAACGACAAAGUUGUCGCAUUCCUGCGUCAAGCCAACAUCAUGGACAUUCUCAAAGAGCGCCAGCCGUCUAUUCGAGACAACACCGUUUUGAAGGAUAUGGUUAACCAAAUCCGGCAGGAAGGAGUGUCUUCAUUGAGUAGGCUUAGUCACGACGUUGAUCUCAAUCUUCUUCUCAGCCUCUUUGAACAGGAAAUAAUGUCCUACGUUCCUGCGACGCUUUCACAACAACCCGUACAAAACUCCCCCCACUCGUCUCCAGCUAUGCAACGAUCGAACGUUCGGGCGCCCGCACCUUACAAGCGUGAUUUCGAGGCGAAACUGAGGAACUUCUACCGCAAACUCGAAAACAAGGGUUUCGGCCAAGGACCGUCAAAACUGAAGCUCAACAUUCGUAGGGACCAUGUUUUAGAAGAUGCAUUCAACAAAAUAAUGGCCGCCAGUAAAAAGGACCUACAGAAAAGUCGUCUGUAUAUCGGCUUCGCCGGUGAAGAGGGCUUGGACUACGGUGGUCCAUCUCGAGAGUUCUUCUUCCUCCUCAGUCGGGAGUUGUUCAACCCCUAUUAUGGAUUGUUCGAAUAUUCUGCCAACGACACAUACACUGUCCAAGUGAGCCCGAUGUCGGCGUUCGUCGACAACCAGCACGAAUGGUUCCGUUUCUCGGGCCGCGUAUUGGGUCUAGCGUUGGUCCAUCAAUUCUUGCUCGAUGCCUUCUUCACGAGACCCUUCUACAAGGCGUUACUACAACUGCCAUGCUCGUUAAGCGAUUUGGAGUACCUCGACGAAACCUUUCAUCGAUCUCUUCAAUGGGUGCGCGAUAACGACAUAUCAGAAAGUGAUUUGGAGCUGACGUUUUCGGUCAUUGAGAAAGUCGCGGGCAAAACGUUGGAGAAGGAGUUGAAACCUGGCGGGAGGAACAUUCAGGUCACAGAACGGAAUAAGAAAGAGUACAUCGACAAAAUGGUCAAGUGCCGGCUCGAGCGAGGAGUAUCCGAACAAACCCAAAGUCUUGUGAAAGGAUUCCACGAAGUUAUUGAUCAUCGACUGCUGAGUGUUUUCGAUGCUCGGGAGCUCGAGCUCGUCAUUGCCGGAACCAUGGAGAUCGACAUCAACGAUUGGAGGAAGAACACCGAAUAUCGGUCAGGGUAUCACGAUAGUUACCCCGUCAUUCAAUGGUUCUGGAUGGCGAUCGAGCGUUUCGAUAACGAACGACGGCUCCGUCUCCUUCAAUUUGUUACGGGAACCUCUAGCAUCCCGUACGAGGGCUUCGCAGCGCUGAGAGGAUCUAAUGGUCCGAGAAAGUUCUGCAUUGAGAAAUGGGGCAAGCCGACGAGUUUGCCGAGGGCUCACACUUGUUUCAAUCGCUUGGAUCUUCCGCCGUACACUUCAUUCGAGAUGCUCUAUGAGAAACUUCUUUUGGCGGUGGAAGAGUCCAGCACAUUUGGAAUCGAGUGA